This is a messenger RNA of Chrysemys picta bellii (western painted turtle), 3880 nucleotides long. RefSeq names its product cytochrome P450 1B1-like. Lineage: Eukaryota; Metazoa; Chordata; Testudines; Emydidae. The record is from RefSeq and is a predicted model, not a curated record. Gene Ontology annotation, biological process: progesterone metabolic process; hormone biosynthetic process. Gene Ontology annotation, molecular function: iron ion binding; steroid 17-alpha-monooxygenase activity; heme binding.
GUGUUGCCUUUGGCACAGGGAAGAGUUUGGAAAGUUGCAGACUUUCCUCUUUUGAUGGAUGAAUCUGCUGUUUCAAUUCUCCCCGGGACGAAAUCACGUAACCGUUUCGCACGGACUUUUCGGGGGACUCUGGGACCACCACAAUGGGAGGAGAGAGGCUCAGCCCCUUUCAAGGCAGCUAUAAAGCCAGGGCAUGCACCCUUCCAAAUCACCAGAGCAGAGCUGAGAGAGGGAUCUUAGAGAAGGUUAACACAGGACGGGACUGAAAUUACUAGGCAAAGACACAGGCAAAAAAAAAGCGCUCUCUGGUACAGAGUCUCAAGGAUCAACCUGACAAAGCAAUUUGAAGAAACUCAUUCGCUCAAGCAAAAACUAUAGGAACUCAGGAUGAGACUAUGAGACCCUGGAAACUGCGGAGGGAUCUAUAGGCUGAGAGGAGAUUUACUGGGUGUCCAAGCUCAAUAAGGAGCCAUCUCCCGGGGAGCGCACAAGGGAGGUUCCUAGACGGUUCAGGUGCUGAACUAGUGACUGGCUGGACUGAAGAGAUUUCCCCCCAGAUAGUUUGGGGUCACGAGAGGCUCCCUAGACUUUUCCCCAGGCCGGGACCCAGAGUCUGGGCGGGAUCAGCGCUAUGGUCACGGGAGGGGAGAGCAGCGGCGGCAGCCCUGGGGAGCCAGCCCCCUGGCUCAAGGACACGGUCCGGCCCGCCCUGCUCCUCGCCAGCGCCUUCUUCCUCUGCCUGUGGGCGAGGAGGCGCCUGAGGCCGCAGAGCGGGAGCCCGCCGGGUCCCUUCCCCUGGCCCCUGGUGGGUAACGUCCUGCAGCUGGGCCGCCUGCCCCACCUCACCUUCUGCAAGAUGGCCCAGCGGUACGGCGACGUCUUCCAGCUGCGGCUGGGCCGGCGGGCCGUGGUGGUGCUCAACGGCGAGGCCGCCAUCCGCCAAGCCCUGGUGCGGCAGGGCGGCCAGUUCGCCGGCCGGCCCGACUUCCCCUCCUUCCGCCUGGUGUCCGGCGGCCGGAGCAUUGCCUUCGGCCGCUACAGCGAGCAGUGGCGAGCCCACCGCCGCCUGGCCCACGCCAGCCUGCGGGCUUUCUCCACGGCCAGCGGCCGCAGCCGGCAGCUCUUCGAGCAGCACGUGGCGGCAGAAGCGCGGGAACUGAUCCGGGGCUUCCUGCGGCGGGGCGCCGGCGGCGCCUACUUCGACCCGUGCCCGCUGUUCACGGUGGCCAACGCCAACGUGAUCUGCGCCCUGUGCUUCGGCCAGCGCUACAGCCACGACGACGGCGAGUUCCGGGCGCUGCUGGGCCGCAACGACAAGUUCGGGCAGACGGUGGGCGCGGGCAGCCUGGUGGACGUGCUGCCCUGGCUCCAGGCCUUCCCCAACCCGGUGCGCCGCGUCUUCCGCGACUUCCAGGCGCUCAACCAGGAGCUGCACGACUUCGUUAGGGCCAAGGUCGCCCAGCACCGGGGCACCUACGACCCGCGACUCACCCGGGACAUCAGCGACGCCGUCAUCGGCAAGAUCGAGCAGGGCGGCGGCGGGGCGCAGGAGGGGCUCAGCCGGGACUACGUGGAGGGCACCAUGACCGACAUCUUCGGGGCCGGCCAGGACACCACCUCCACCGCCCUGUGCUGGGUCCUGCUGCUGCUGCUCAAGCACCCGCACCUCCAGCGCCAGCUGCAGGCUGACUUGGACCGCGUGGUGGGCCGGGACCGGCUGCCCACGGCCGAGGACCGCGGCUGCCUGCCCUACCUGGAAGCCUUCAUCUACGAGACGCUCCGCUUCAGCAGCUUCGUGCCGGUUACCAUCCCGCACGCCACCACCGCCGACGUGGUACUCCAGGGCUUCCGCAUCCCCAAGGACACGGUGGUCUUCGUCAACCAGUGGUCGGUCAAUCACGACCGGCACAAGUGGAAGGACCCCCACCUCUUCAACCCGGCCAGGUUUCUGGACGGAGAGCAGAAGCUGGACAAGGACCUGACCUGCAGCGUCAUGAUCUUCUCCAUCGGCAAGAGAAGGUGCAUCGGCGACCAGCUCUCCAAGCUGCAGAUCUUCCUCUUCACCGCCAUCCUCUUGCACCAGUGCACCUUCGAGGCCAACCCGGCCGAGCGGCUCACCAUGGACUGCAUCCACGGGCUGGCCCUCAAACCUCUGCCCUUCACCGUCUCGGUGAAAAUGAGAGACACCCCUCAGAGCUGCCGGGCUGGGGAUGCCCAGUGAAGAACCACCCUACUCCGAGCCCUCUGGGAGCACCCUGCUUGCUGCGCUGGGCAUGCCAGCUCGCCCUGCCUACACUCAAGAACAACAAGGAGUCUGGUGGCACCUUAAAGACUAUCAGAUUUAUUUGGGCAUAAGCUUUCGUGAGUAAAAACCUCACUUCUUCGAGCAGAUCUCUCCCAAUGGGAACGCUCUCUGUAUAGCUUUAGGUAAGAUCAUUGCUUGUAUGAGGGGUUUUCUCCCCCGCGCAGUUACUCCCUUUCCCAGGAAAGUCAGAAGCCCUUCGCGGUGAAUUUUUGUUACCAUUUUUGUUACCUCCCCUUUGAAAGCCUCCAGCCGGUAAGGAGGGAACAGAAAGCCCCCUUCUGCCCGCUGCUCCCCACCAGCCUUCUUGCUCAGUAGUCUUCUGUCUGCUCCGUGUUAGGUCAGCUCUGACUCCGAUGCAGUUCCAUUCCAUUUCCGAUUGGUAGUGACAGCAUGUGGAGCCAGAGGCGAUCUUAAAACAGCACCUACUGCCAAGUGAGCUGUAGUUACCUUGAUGAUGCCUUUUUGCAGGUCCGGAGUCUCAGCGAUUUUCGCUUUCUAGAGAUCAGACGUUUCCGAUCUCUGGCUGCACAGGGGAAGUCCUUCAACCUGGCUUCUGUAUGUGGCAGAGGUUUGAGCAGCAAGCUUAGCCUGAAGGCAAGAAGGAUUGAGAAAAGAAGUGCUGUCUCUGCUAACUUCCCUGAAUUAUUGUUGACAUAAAAGGGUCGGCGUAUUCGCACUGCCCCUUAUUAAAACUUCAGAGCCUUACAACAGCUCAUAGCAAGAAGUGAAGGGAUCUAGAUUAAUAAUGAUUUAUUCCGCGUAAAGCAGACCAUGGGAGUGUAAACCACCUGUUAAAUGUACACUAACCCCGCUAGAACUGCAUAAACAAACCUACUAGUAGGCAGUCGGGUACUCACCUGCCCUAAUUAUUUGCAUUCCGAUUCAGACAAUGAGGUAUAAUUUUCCCUUCCCCGGAGUCUAAAUUUUAAUUCGACCGGGUAUUAAAUGGUUAAUACGAUUUACCGGGAGCCUUGCAAGAAGUUGUGUUCAGGAGUUGACACUGUGACAUUAACUUUGGCACGAGAUCAGCAUCUCCAUUAUGCAUAUAAACAGCCCAAGCACAAGCUUGGGUUGCCUUCAGAUUGCAGCCUCUCCGUACAAAGAGUGUCUUGAUUGUUUCCUGCGGGGCGGACAAAGUAAAUUUGGCAGAGCCUGUCGGGGUUUUAAACGCUUCACUAACGAAUGCAAGGAGGUGAAAGUCAUCCUUGUUGAACGCCGCAGCAGACUGCCAGGUUUUGCCUUCCGCUGAGUCAAUCCUUGGGGAACAAGUGUGUGUCUAGCUUGUCCUGAGUUACUCUCUGAGCAGGAGAAUUCAAGCUGAGUAGCACUUCCUUCCCGGCAGUUUUCCCCUCUGCCUGGCAAACCCAGAGCUUGGAGAGCCUUUAGCUUAUCUAGAUAGCGCUGCAUACUCGCUGAUAUUUUACACUCUCUCCCCCUACGAUUAAGCUUUGGACACAAAUACAUUUGUCUAUGGUGCUUCUCUGAGUUAUUCUUUUGUAAUAUGAAUGAUUUCCAUUUUAAUUCAUGGAAUAACAAUGUGACUGUCCUUUCUCAAUAAAAUAUCUUUGGCACAAA